Messenger RNA from Siniperca chuatsi (mandarin fish), 3076 nucleotides. RefSeq names its product adaptor related protein complex 5 subunit beta 1 (gene ap5b1). NCBI's taxonomy places the organism in Eukaryota, Metazoa, Chordata, Actinopteri, Centrarchiformes, Sinipercidae. The record is from RefSeq and is a predicted model, not a curated record. Gene Ontology annotation, cellular component: lysosomal membrane; AP-type membrane coat adaptor complex. Gene Ontology annotation, biological process: endosomal transport.
GGCUUUGAGCGGUAAUGGCGGUGAACUGGGCCGAGAGGAUCGCUGCUUUCUCCCGCAGUCCGAGUCGCUUCCUCUCCGGGACCACGGCCGAGGCUCUCCUGGCAGAGCUGCUCCGUGAGCUCCGAGAUGACAGAGCCAGUUACAGUGUCAAGGUCCUCCUGUUGUCUCCGCUAUGUGAGUACCCGACUCUGCUGUGUCCCGCAGACCCGGUGGGUGAGGAGACAGCCCUGGAGCUCGUGUCAGUGUUCGCCCAGUGUCCUCCCAAGUCUGUCCAGUUUCGUUGUCACCUCCUCCUGGCCCUCACCUCCGUGCUAGUCUGCACCUCCUGCGUGAGCAGCCGUUCCCGUGCAUCUCAAGACUUCCUGGACCUGCUCCUCCAGAUAGCCCAGGACACCAGUGACCUACACGCUGACGGCGCCGUUCGUCCUUUACGGGCCACGGCUUGCGACUGCCUGCGGGAGCUGGAGGCCUGCUCUCCAGGCCUUCUCUCCCAGCGCCUGGAGCUCUUAGGUGGGCUCUGGCAGCGAGAAACCUCCCGGCUCCACCAGGCCUAUGCAGGACUCCAUACUCUGGUGUUAAGAAACGCCGUGUAUCAGCUCACCCAGGAAACAGGAGCUGGUGCUGAGCAUCUUAAGGCUCUCCUGGGAGGAAAUACAUCAGUUGCAUGGGAAGCAGAGCAGGACUCAGGCCUGCUGAAUAACAAAGACUCAGCCAUACUGUCUUCUCUUGUCCUGGGACCUAUGGGUACAGUGCCGAGCCUCCAGACCGGGCCUGAUUGUAAGGAGUUGCGCUCAGUCCUGUCCUCCCUCCUGGAGGAGUCCUACCUUCUCACACCUCUGUGUCAGGCUGCACUGCUACACAGACUGACGGAGGUGGUUGCCAUGGUGCCUGGUGUCCCUCCAGCCGUAUUCAGAGCUCAGCUGCUGCGACUGCUGGGCACGAGCGAGGUUUGCCUCCUUCACGCCACUCUGCUGAUGAAGUGUGCGUUCACAGACAGCCUGUUCAGCGCGGAAGACGAAGCUUUCAUCCUCAAGCGGCUGGUCGUGCUCUCCCAGCACCCACUGCUGAGUACACCCGAGAAGCUUUUCUACAUGGCCUGUAUCCUGCACUUUCCCGAGAACCGGCCAAUCAGCUGCGGCGAUGGUGACGAGACCCUCCCUGUGCUGCUGACUCCACGGCUAGCCUCGGCUUUGGUGCCCACUGUGUUCAACGACAGCACCACCAUGCUGGCCCGCCUCAACCUGCUGUCUCUGGUCUACCUGGAGGAGGGGGAGGAGGGGGAGGGGGAGGGGCAGGGGCUGGCCUACCUCUAUGAACACCUCACCUCGCUGCUACACAUUGUGGAAAACGGAGGCAGCCGAGAGAUUGUUGUUACAUGCUUCAGAUCCGCCUUCCUCUUCCUUUUCUAUUUCUGCCACGUGGAGCGCUACUCUGACAGCCUGAUGGAGAAGCUGUGUAAGCUCUACCUCCGCCACACCCACCUGGCUCCACACCUCAUCAACCUGGCCGACCAGACCCAGGACAAGCUCGCUGAGUCCAGCUGGGCUGUAGGGCUCCUGAAGGCCCUCCAGGGAGUCAUCACCGAGGCCCCACUCGCCCAGCUCACCUUACAAGACCUCCGCUGGCACCUCAAGAUGCUGGCUCGAGUGGCGGAGGAAGGAGAAAUCGCCCAGCACAGCAGCCUCAGCUUCCUGUCCAGCGUCAUCACUCCGUCUUCCUCCUCUCUGUGCUUGAGUGGCGACUGGCGUCUGGGGAACGGCCUGCUGGGGGUUUGCCGCCGCUUCCUCGUCCACCCCAGCCUGGACUCGCUGCUCAUCCCUCUGGCUGACGUGCUGCAGCAUCUCACCUGCCGCUACGGAGACACAGACAUCCAGGACCACGCCCGCCUCUACUACACCCUCCUGACCACGCUGUCCCGAGAGAAGCUGGCCGGUGUGUUGGCGCAGGGUUCAACCGAGGGAGGGCGGCAGGUCAAGAAGCGGUCGCUGUCCUGCAUCGUGGCUGAGAGCGAGGGGCUGACGAGCAUGCUAACCAUUCACCAGACGGACAAAGCGAUAUUCAGGCUGACUGAGGCCCACUCUGAGCCACGAGAAGAAACACAAACUGAUAAAGACAGUGACCUAAACCAGAAUGAGACGGAGACCUGCCCAGGAGAGGCGAAAGCAGCCCUGAAAGCCUACCGAGCUCAGUUUGACGACACUAGCUUUGCCUCAGAAAUCACCUUAAACUACCAGCUGACUCAUAUUGAAGCUGAGGACUCCCGCUUUCAUCAGCUCUUCAGCAUCCACCUCCACUUCAGCCUCACAGACGACCACUAUGAAGAACUGAGUGACAUCAGUGUCCCGUGUCUGUUCAGAGAGAGGCCGUCGGCCAAGGUGAGGCUGAGACUGAAGCCCAGGCGGCCCUACCCCACCACCCUCCGUGCCAGCGCCGUCUUCACCACCCAGGACGGACUCUCCUGGCUCACCGUCCUCCCAGACAUCCACGUGGCUUUCCAGCAGGCCUUCAUGCCUCCGCCUGCUCCCCCGGCCUGGGGACGAGGUGGCAGACUGAGCUUGUUCGAGGGUUUAUGGGAUGAAAUCAGCUCUGAGAGCAGAGAGAAGGACCAGGCCACCAGCCUGUUCUGCUGCCAGCUGAAGGAAGCAGCUCUGAUUGCCUUGGUGGAGAAACACUUCCUCCCCUACCUUAUAUCAGAUCUGUCUGAUAAAGAAGAGUUCAAAGUGCUUUUCUUCCUCCCACCACGGCUUCACAUGCUGCUGAAGAUCAGGUCGGAGGAAGACACCGUGCACUUCAACAUCGCCACGGAUUCCUGGCUGCUUCUGCCUCACAUAAGUUCUUAUCUACUGACAAUCACGUCCUCACAGAAAGACACUCACAACUGAUUGUGACGCACCUUUCUGGCUUGUUUUUCUUCUUUUUUUUUUUUUAAAUCUGACUUUUAACAAAAAUAAAUCACCCAAUUUUUGUCAGCACUUUAUUGUACUUAAAAUUUAAUUGCUGCAGACAGUUUAUUUAAAAUAAAAUUAUUGCUCUUUAAUUUUCUUGACCUGGAAUUAAACAAAUGUGUAAAAUUAAA